ACAAAAUUAUUUUUACAAAUAAAACUGCUAUUACGUGCUCUGUGAUAAAACUUGUGAAGAUUAACUAAAUUGGUCUAAUUUAAUUUUAUUAUUUUAUUGCUGUAAAAUGGCAGACAAUCCCAGCAGCGAUGGCCUAUCUGAGGCUGAAAGAUUGAGAGAAGAUGAACUGGCCCGCGAAUUGGAGCACAGCGAUUCCAAUGAGGACGAUUCACAAGAAAUAUCUUUGGAAGCUGAAGAAAAGUUACUCAAGGAUGAACCCGAAUAUACAACCUUAAUGAAUUAUGGUGAAAGUGUACCAACAAGUAAUUUAGAGAGUGAAAUUAUUGAAACAUAUUCAGAUAGCUCACUGAACGUGGAGACGGUGCACAGGGCAGAUGAGCUAGGCAACGUGUACACUGACAAUAAUUCUGACACCUACAUUAGCUCUCAGGGUGACCCUAUGAAUGACCAGUACGACUCCUACAUUAACGACUACUCAUUUGACAACUCGAUAUCAAUGGAACAAACAGCUCCAUCUGACGUAACUCAGGAUAAUAUUGAUAUUACAGAAGAAACUAAGGACAAUGUAGAAUUAUCAGAGAUGAAUGACUACCAACAAAAUGAAUCUACAAAUUAUGAAUCUCAAACUGCUGAGGAAUUAUUGAGUGAGAAAGAAAGGGAGAAGAAAAGUAAAAAGGAAUUGGAGGAAGAAGAGAGAGAAAAAAUGCAAGUUCUCGUAUCCAACUUCACCGAAGAACAACUAGAUAGGUAUGAAAUGUACAGGCGUGCUGCAUUCCCUAAGGCGGCCGUAAAGCGUCUAAUGCAGACCAUUACCGGGGGAUCUGUCGGUCAGAAUGUUGUCAUUGCAAUGUCGGGUAUUGCCAAGGUGUUUGUAGGAGAAGUUGUGGAAGAAGCACUGGAAGUCCUGGAAAAAUCUGGAGAGCCUGGUCCUCUGCAACCGAAGCACCUAAGAGAAGCUCUGCGCAGACUACGGAUGCGCGGAACAAUACCAACAAGAAAGGCUCAUAGGAGCAUGUUCAGACUAUAGCAAGUAUUGUAUAAAGUGUGGUUUUUUAGCUACUCACAAAAUGUAAAUAUAAACAAAUCAUUUGUUCUUGUUUUAGUAAUAAGUAAUAUAAAGGAAUUGUAUGUGCCUAAUUUUAUAAAUAUAAAGUACAUUGACUUCAGCAAUAACAUUUUAUUCAAUACUUUGUGAACUUUCCAUCUAUGCUUAGAUACACUGUCUUGCCUAAAAACUUGAACUGCUUUAUUACUUCUAACAUUAAUGCAUAUCUUGUGUGGCAAAAGUUCAUGAUUUAUGUGUAAUAUGUAUAAUAAUUAGGUUACGUAUCAUGAAGUAUUAAGUAUAGUAUAGUAGUAGAUAGGUAGUUAUUUUUUUUUGUAAAUUUUAUACAAUUUAAAUGAGAUA
Ostrinia furnacalis (Asian corn borer) is the source of this 1408-nucleotide messenger RNA. RefSeq names its product TATA-box binding protein associated factor 11 (gene Taf11). Gene Ontology annotation, molecular function: RNA polymerase II general transcription initiation factor activity; protein heterodimerization activity. NCBI's taxonomy places the organism in Eukaryota, Metazoa, Arthropoda, Insecta, Lepidoptera, Crambidae. Bases 107 to 1027 code for a protein of 306 amino acids. Gene Ontology annotation, cellular component: transcription factor TFIID complex; nucleus. Gene Ontology annotation, biological process: RNA polymerase II preinitiation complex assembly; transcription initiation at RNA polymerase II promoter. The record is from RefSeq and is a predicted model, not a curated record. The transcript has 5 exons.